AUGGUGUUUCCAAAAUUAUCCAACAGUAAUGGUUAUCCUUUAAUGGUAAUGACCAUGUUAAUAUUGUUUCCAAUUAAUAAAUUAUCGGCAACAAAUUCCAGGAAGAAUAUAGAAACCAUUGAAUAUCCGUCAUCAUUUUGGUCAGUUAAACAUAAUCUAAGAUUCAACGAGAAUGAGAGUAAAAUUUAUGAAUAUUCGGGUGACACAGGUAAAAGAGAUGAGAGUGAUGAUCAUAAUAACAAUAAUCGACAAUUAAAUGUCGGCUUAUUACCUAAAAAACGAAGUCCACUUUGUAUCGAUGAGUUUAUUUUCUGUGCCUCAUCAUUAACAUGUUUGGAUAUUGUUUGUGUUGAGAGUUUAACUAAACAGAUUGACUAUUGUACUUCAGGAACAAUUUACUGCCCAGAAACCGACGAGUGUCUCACCGUUUGUCCUCCAUCCAAUGGUCAAGAAGGUCCAAUAAUUGUUGGGACUUUAGAUCCAGUUGAUUAUAAUUUAACCGAUACUUUGGACGAUGAACCUUCGGAUAAUUUUCCAGAAGACGAGGGAAAUGUUACCGAGGUGAUGGUUGUUGUUUCAAUGGUUCUUGUAUUUAAAGCUGAUUAUUCAAUUGUUGUUGGUAAUCAGUCAAGUGAAUUUAUUGAAUUAUUGAGAAAACAAUUAACUCAAUUAACUGGUCUUCCUGAUAGUUCAAUUCAAAAUGUAAUCAUUAUACCAGAUACAUUUAAAGUUACCUUUGAUUUGGUCUAUUGGCCUGAAGAAAGUGAAACCGCUAAUGUGACAUCAUCUGAUUUCCAAGCAAUUGUUGAUAAAAUUGAAAGUGAAUUAAGUUCAACUGGAAUUAAUUUCAAUGAUUUUAAAGGUGAGAUAAUUGUUGCUGUUAAAGAUUUUGUACCAAAGGUUGAAGAGCAAGAACAGCAAAAACAAGAGACAUCAACCCAACCCUCAUCGUCCAUUAAUCCAGAGGCUGCAGAAAAUUCUGGAUCCAAAGAUGAUUACAGUUUAACCUUAAUCUUAAGUCUUACCGUUGGUGCUGUUAUUUUAAUUCUAAUUACAAUUGUUGGUAUAAUUUAUAGUCGAAAGGCCAACAAUCGUAAACUAAGAAAGGUCACACCUUUCACCCAAAUGAAAAAUGGCCAAUUGGGAUUAACCCCUUUAUCUCAACCUAACAAUGGAAACCAACGUUUAUUUACUGGUAAUCACGAGGACAAUUUACUUACGCGAUCUGAUGACGAUGAUAAUGGCUCAUUGUACCUGUCGAAUCAAUUUAAUCACAAUGAACUAAUCAAUGGAUUGCGAAUACCAAAUGCAGCAAUUUAUGUUCCACCAGGUGAACAAGACUUGAAAUCAACACCAAAAUCAAUCACCAAUAGAGUUUAUAUUUACUUGAAUUCAUUUCGAUUUCACUAAACAGUCUCGAUAUCGACCAAGAAAAAAAAACACUGAACUGGACAUAGAAACACUUUCAAAACAUAAAAGACAUUCAACUCUCUGAAUACACGAGUUUUUAUAUCGACGAUUUCGAUUGACUACCUUAAUCUUUUCGCUUAAAGGAUUAGUUUAAACCAAUCACCAUCUUAAUCCACUUUACCUUUCAGGUAGAUUGAAAUGGAAGCAAAUUUGACUAUUCUAAUAUGCUCUUUGCCAUGAGCUCUAAUUUAAUUAUCAUUUCAUAUCUUCUUCUUCACAAGUAAAUUGUCUUCGGACAAUCAAGUAAGAGCAUUGAAAUUUGGUAUUAGUUGAAAGAAACAAUGUUGAUUUGGAGUUGAAAGAAAGUAACAAAUUAUAACCAAUUAAUGUCAAUAAAUCAUUUCCUUUAUUGUUUUACUAAUGAUUAAGCGAUUAAUUACUUUUUUUUAUUGUUCUUUUCUCGCCUAAAUUGUAGGUUUGGAUCAACAAAGGUUUAAGCUGAGUUUUUAGCUUGGGAACUGUGGAGUUUGUCGCAAACCUUGUUGAUUGCGUCGAAAGCAAAUUGGUUG
Messenger RNA from Panonychus citri (citrus red mite), 1979 nucleotides. RefSeq lists its product as uncharacterized. The record is from RefSeq and is a predicted model, not a curated record. NCBI's taxonomy places the organism in Eukaryota, Metazoa, Arthropoda, Arachnida, Trombidiformes, Tetranychidae.